UGCAGCCUCUCCUCUAUAAGUAAUUGUUCUCACUUUCCAUUUUACUCGAAUCUCCAGAAUUUUCCCUCAAAGUUCCACUGAUAAAUAGGAAGCAAAUUAUCUUUUGGCUGCCGAUAGUCAAUUUUCAAUCCGGAAAUGUCAUUUGAAGAAGUUUUGAAGGUUGUUUUUCCUUUCUUAGAUGGCAUAGACCUCGCAGCUUGCAUGCUGGUUUGUAAGCAAUGGAGACACAUAGCUAAAGAUGAUUACUUUUGGAAAUGUGUAUGUGCAAGGAGAUGUCCUUCGACUUGCAAACGGCCCGAUCCUCCUACUGCAACCUAUUGUAAACUGUAUCAAUUGUUUUAUAAACAGCAGCAUAGGCGAACACUUCCCCCUCCAAGGCUUUCCUUUGACGAACUGGAAUUCUUCAUCGACAUUUGGACCGAAGAUAAAUUUAUUUUCUCCGAAGUUGUCCCCGGCUCUGUCCUCCAGAGAGGAAUGCAGAUCCCAUCUGCUGGAAUCUGCGACAUGCUUAAGUUUCAUCUCGAGGGUCCCGAGUACAAGCUGACCUUACCUGUUGACCCGAGUUUCACCAUUCCUGUGAGACAGAAUGCGAGUGUUUUGGUGCUUGUGGGGCGGAAGGACUCGAAAAAGGCUGCUAGCAUAAUCAAUAAAUCACCAUUCCUUACAGCCUCCAGAGCUCUAGCUUUUGAUUACCUUGUCUUCUCUCCUAAUUAUCCCUUUAUUUCGACAAUCCGGGCAUGGGUCUCUUUGCUCUUCGCGGAAGACGGUGCCGUUGAUGUUUUCGGCAUUGAGAUGGACUUCUCUGAGGCAGCCAAUUCCAAAGAAGAGGUACUGUGGCUGUUAGACAUGCUUGAUUGGAAAUGAAUGGUGGUAGCUAGGAGCAGGCACAGGGAAGAAAAAUAUACUCUACGUGAUUGUAGGUGUAAACAUCUAUAAUUCUAAUA
Molecule: messenger RNA, 944 nt
Organism: Hibiscus syriacus
Lineage: Eukaryota; Viridiplantae; Streptophyta; Magnoliopsida; Malvales; Malvaceae
Product: F-box protein At5g39250-like
Exons: 2
Coding region: 136-864 (242 amino acids)
Molecular function (GO): protein binding
Source: RefSeq, a predicted model, not a curated record